This is a messenger RNA of Sparassis crispa, 3600 nucleotides long. RefSeq lists its product as hypothetical. Gene Ontology annotation, molecular function: zinc ion binding; nucleic acid binding. Bases 1 to 3600 code for a protein of 1199 amino acids. The transcript has 2 exons. The record is from RefSeq and is a predicted model, not a curated record. NCBI's taxonomy places the organism in Eukaryota, Fungi, Basidiomycota, Agaricomycetes, Polyporales, Sparassidaceae.
AUGUCGACCAGUGCUGAUAAUACGAGCAAUAGCAAUGCUUACUGGAUCCCGCUCCUGAAGGAAGACAAUUGGCUCCCGUGGAAGCGCCGCGUCGAGGCCAUCCUUAAUGAUAAGGGUCUCCAGGAGUAUGUGACCGGAAAGACACCAAAGCCGCAGCCGAGUAAUGACCCGGCCAAUAGGGCAGCGAGAGAGGCGGAGAUUAGCGCCUGGGGAGAGAAGGACCUCAAGGCCCAGAACAUAGUUGUGCUAUCGCUGGGAGAUUCCCAGAUGGUGCACAUCGCUGGAGCCGAGACGGCACGGGCCAUGUGGGAGCAGCUUCGCACAGUCAAGAAACAGCGUGGACAGCAUGGAAUUCUCGUGCUGUGCCGGCGUUUUUACCGGAUGCAAGCCAAGGAAGAAGAUAAUAUCUCCAGUCACAUUACACAGCUACGACAGAUCCAGGAACAACUCCACCUAAUGGGGAAGGUUGUUUCUGAUGAGGAUUUCCGGCUCAUUCUGGCUACCUCAUUACCGGAGAGCUGGGACUCUUUCCUCAGCUCUUACUUUGGCGCCGUGGGCGGCAAUGUUGGCGCCGAAGGUGCUGACAACGUGCGCCCUCAGCUUACAUCACAAGAAUUAAUUGCCAUCAUUCUUGAUGAAAAUAGGCGAAGGCAUGAGCGUGGCGAGCGCGGUCAAUCCUCGGACCAAGCCAUGGUUGCCAAAGGAAAGAAGCGCCCCUUUGGGGAAUACAAAAAAUGUUCGAUCUGCGGAAAGCCGGGACAUCUUGGUAACGAGUGUCAGCACCGCGACAAGGUCAAAUGUAUGAAUUGCGGAAAAUUCGGGCAUAAGGCCACGGAUUGUUGGGCUAAAGGCGGCAGCAAAGCCGGACAGGGCCCGCUGAUGAAACGGCAAAAGACGGAACGUGCUUAUGAAGCGCACGAGGUCGAAUCGAAAGAGGAUGAGGCAAAAAUAGCCUACAAUAAUGAUAGCGACACUGUAUCUCUCGGAUCUGAUGGCGAAAUCGCUUCUUUCUAUGAGUGGUUUGCCGACUCCGGGACAACUUCGCACAUUACAAAUUGUCGUGAAGUCUUCGCGACCUAUCAGGCGCUCGAAGAUCACGCGAUCACGGGCAUCAGACUGCAACCAACGCAGGCAUUGGGCCGCGGUACGGUCGAUGUCGAAAGUAAAGUAGGAGACCGAAAAGUGAAAUUCCGUCUCCACAGUGUACUGUAUGCGCUGACAGCACCCAAUAGCCUCCUCUCCAUCACGCGUUUGGACGAUGCGGGAGGAAGAGUACUUAUGGUCUAUAUUAAAAAUAGAUCGCCUACCCAGGCAUUAAAUGGGGCAACUCCCGAAGAAAAAUGGAAUGGGAUGAAACCAAAUAUCUCGUACCUACAAGAAUUCGGUUCCCCCGUAUGGGUCCUCACGGAGGACGCAACACUAUCAAAGCUAGCGCCUCGUGCCAACAAGUAUAUUUUUGUUGGAUACAUGGACGGACCCAAAGCCAUCAAAUAUUAUGAUGCGCAUACGCGCCAGAUUAAAAUCUCGCGUAAUUUCCAAUUUUCUUCGAAUUUCCCGGACCAUUUGCCCGGCAACGCGCCUCACGUGCCACAAGAGCAAAUAGGAUCCGACGUACCUAUCCUCAUAGCACAGUGUGAGGGGGAGCAAAAUAUAUUUCCGGGCACUUUACCUAGCAAUGUGUCAGAUGUGCCGCAUGCGGAAAGAAGACCCGAAGUCCCAAACCUCACAACGACCGCAGACGUGCGGCGCGAGGGGGAGUUAGGAACUUCCGCGCCACAGUCACCUGCCAAAAAUUCGCGAAAGUGCAAACAGGAUGAUGAUCCUGAUCAACGCGAGGAAAGCGGGACGGAUGCACCAAGCCAGCUCAGACGAACCAGAAGAAAGACAGUUCGGCAUGAUUACCGUCUAAUGCACGACCCAGAGGCAGACGAAGAUCUGGAUAAUGAUCCAGAUAAAUCAAAUGCCGAAUUAGUCUAUAUUGCGAUGAGCACCCACGGAAAUGCAGAUGCAGACGAGCCAAAGACGCUCAGUGAUGCCAAGAGAUCACUCAAGUGGCCCAAAUGGGAACAGGCAGUCCAGACGGAACUCAAUCAACUACAGGGUAUGGAGACUUGGGAGUUAGUGGAACCUCCCAAAGAUCGAAAACCCGUAGGAAAUAAAUGGGUUCUAGUUAAGAAAACAAACAAAGAGGGUGAAAUAAUCAAAUACAAAGCCCGCCUGGUUGUGAAGGGAUAUUCUCAAAUCCCAGGCAUGGACUAUACCGAGACGUUCAUGCCCGUAGUCCACCUCGAAACCAUUCGAGCUAUCCUCGGGCUAGCCGCAAUCUUAGAUUGGGAGAUCGGACAGAUGGACGUGAAAGGCGCCUAUCUCAAUGGAACUCUCAAAGAAGAAGUGUAUAUGCGGCAACCCAAAGGAUACAGCGAUGGAACAUACCACGUAUGUAAAUUAAAGAAAACCCUCUACGGGCUAAAGCAGUCUGGCCGAGAAUGGAAUAUCGUGCUGAACCGCAAGUUACUAGACGCGGGAUUCAAGCGCCUAUUCUCGGAUCCAUGUGCAUACAUUUGGAUCAAAGGUGAUAAGAUAGAAAUCGUCACCGUUUGGGUAGACGACCUAUUAAUAUUCACCAAUGAUUGCGCACUGAUGGACCAAUUGAAGAGGGAACUCCGAAAUAUGUUCGAAGUUACCGACCUUGGCGAACCCCGAAAAAUUGUGGGGAUAGAAAUUGAGAGAGACCGUUCAAAGCGGACAAUCAAAAUCUCUCAGACAAAAUAUAUUGAGUCUAUCCUACACAAGAAUGGGCUUACGAACGCCAACACGGUCGGGAUGCCUCUUGAUCCAAAUACAGUGCUUGAAAAAGAAGAACCCGAAACUGAUGAUGAAUGCGACCGAGACAACGGAUAUGCAUUGCUCAUCGGAUCACUGAUGUACGUGGCAAUUGCCACAAGACCAGACAUUGCUCACGCCGUGCAACGGCUUAGCUCAUUUACUGCCAAUCCCGGAAUGGCUCAUUGGACUGCUGCUAAACGCAUCCUCCACUAUCUAUCCGGAAUGCGAGAACUUGGAAUAAUCUACGGGCCAAUUGCAGAUGUCAAGCCCGAAGAUCAAUCCAUAUUUGUGGGCUACUCAGAUACAGACUAUGUGAACGAUAUCCGAGAUCGCAAAUCAAUCUCGGGAUAUUUAUUUAAAUUAGGAAAUGGCACGAUCACGUGGAGCUCAAAGAAGCAAACCACGGUCGCGUCAUCCACCACGGAAGCCGAAUACAUGGCAUCCGCCGAAGCGGCAAAAGAAGUCGUGUGGCUCCGAACACUAUUCAAAGAAAUAGGUUUCGAGCAACAAGAUCCUACAAUUUUAUUCGAGGAUAAUACAGCGGCGAUCUCAAUCGCACGUGAUCCCCAAUUCCACGCGAAAUCAAAACAUUUUGAUGUAAAGCAUCAUUAUGUGCGCGAAAAAUUGAGGGAUAAAUAUAUUGAUAUCCACUACUGUCCCACGGAGGACAUGAUAGCGGAUAUCCUAACAAAAUCACUCCCUAAGCCGAGGCACGAGAAGCUCACAAAGAAGCUCGGAAUGCCCAUCGGCUUGAGGGGGAGUGUUGGAAAGUAG